GGCGCGCCGGCUGGCGGAGCUUCGCCCCGCGCCCCACGCGCACCCCGCCAACUUCGAGUACGAUGACAACGAGUGGGACAUCGGCAUCGGCGACCUCAUCAUAGACCUCGAUGCCGACAUAGAGAAGACUGACGAGGCGGGCGGCAUGGCGGCGCGCGCCGAACCAGACGCGCAGCGCACCGCGCUCAAGAUGAAAAUCAAGCGCACCAAGCCCGGCACCAAGAGCUCCGAGGCCAAGCACGAAAUCGUCAAGUCAAACGAGACGAACGGCGAGCCCAAGCCGCCGCCGACGGCGCCCGCCGCGCCGCCCGCCGCCGCCAAGCGCGGCUCCGGGGGCCACCGGCGCGACAAGGCCCGCGACAAACACCACCACCCGCACGCGCCGCACGCGCCCCACGCGCCGCACGCGCAGCACGCGCCACACGCGCCUCAUCCGCCGCACGACGUCAACGGCGUCGCGCGCGUGCCUCCUCCGCCCAACGCGCCCGGCCCGCCCGCCGCGCCGCCGCCCGCGCCGCACCCGCCCGCCGCGCAGCCGCCGCCCCCGCCGCUCCACAGACGGAGCCGCGUCCGUCGCCGGUGCCGCGGCUGGACGCGAAGCCGGCCGCGUCCGCGCCUCCGCCGCCGCCGGCGCCAGCGCCCCGCCCGCACCCGCGCCCGCGCCUGCGCCCGCUGCGCACGCGCCGCACACGCCGCAACCCACCUCCAAACCUGA
Molecule: messenger RNA, 715 nt
Organism: Manduca sexta (tobacco hornworm)
Lineage: Eukaryota; Metazoa; Arthropoda; Insecta; Lepidoptera; Sphingidae
Product: carboxypeptidase Y-like
Exons: 1
Source: RefSeq, a predicted model, not a curated record